This is a messenger RNA of Culex pipiens pallens (northern house mosquito), 2290 nucleotides long. RefSeq names its product GTP-binding protein Rit2 (gene Ric). The coding region runs from base 399 to 1178 and encodes 259 amino acids. Gene Ontology annotation, biological process: Ras protein signal transduction. Gene Ontology annotation, molecular function: calmodulin binding; GTPase activity; GDP binding. Gene Ontology annotation, cellular component: plasma membrane. The transcript is spliced from 4 exons. The record is from RefSeq and is a predicted model, not a curated record. Lineage: Eukaryota; Metazoa; Arthropoda; Insecta; Diptera; Culicidae.
GUAUUAUGCUGCUGCUGCUACCUCCUCACUGAAAUCAAGUCGGGAGUGUUUUUCGCUCUCGGGCAAAGGUGAAAAAACCAGCAGCAGCAGCAGAUUACAUAUCGGGUUGCGUAUUACAAGGUGGAGAAAGCAGGAAUCGGUCUCGGCGGAACGGCCAAUAUGUUGAACGUCGCGACGGUGCUGGUGUUGUCCGCGGGGUCGGUUCCGAAAAUGUGCUAAAGUGUCCUCUGGAAGUGGCGUGACCGCGCGGGCGUCUCCGACCAACGGGAGUGUCUCCGCCCUCGGGGACAGAUUGGCCAGAUUUUGCAGGAAGGGGCCGAUUCCUGUCCCGUGCUUGCCGGGGUGCGGCCAGUGUUUAGAGUGUUCAAAUUUCGGUGGUCCCAGAAGCAGGUCCAGGAAUGGCCGGAGACUUUUCCGGGUGCACCGCCCGCAAGAAGAACCGGGCCCAAUCCGUGGAGUACAACCCGGCCAAGAUCGAUACGGCCAACGGGGAGGCGUCCAAGCAACCUGUGAAUCCGCUGACCACCCGGAGUGGCCUCCGGGUGUACAAGAUUGUGAUUCUGGGCGACGGGGGCGUCGGCAAAUCAGCCGUCACGCUCCAGUUCGUGAGCCACAGCUUUCUGGACUAUCACGAUCCGACGAUUGAGGACUCGUACCAGCAACAGGCCGUAAUCGAUGGUGAGGCCGCCCUGCUGGACAUCCUGGACACGGCCGGCCAGGUCGAGUUCACAGCUAUGCGCGAUCAGUACAUGCGCUGCGGAGAGGGCUUCAUCAUUUGCUACUCCGUCACGGAUCGGCACUCGUUCCAGGAGGCGUCCGAGUACCGGAAACUGAUUGCCCGCGUCCGGUUGACCGAGGACAUCCCGCUGGUGUUGGUCGCCAACAAGCUGGAUUUGCAGUCGCAACGAAAGGUUUCAACCGAGGAAGGCAAAACCCUGGCGAAGCAGUUCGGGUGUCCGUUUUACGAAACGUCGGCAGCCCUGCGGCACUACAUCGACGAGGCGUUCUUCUCACUGGUGCGCGAGAUCCGACGGAAGGAGGAACAGAGGACCCUCAACAACGGUUCCAGCUCCGAGAAGAUCCACUCGCGGCGCCGCAGUCGCUGGUGGCGACUCCGGUCAAUCUUUGCCCUCGUGUUCCGGCGGCGCCGAAACCUAAACGGCAAUAACAGUAUCUAAGGCCAGCACUAGGAUGGUCAUCAAAAUUAUCUUUAAAAAUAAGAAAAAAGGAAAACAAACGUCAACCUAGUGAAGUGAGAAAGAAUAAACCAAAAAAAAAAAUAACGAGAAAACAAGAUUUCAUUCGGCACUCUUUGGCUUAAGAGAAACAAGGGGAGAGUGCAAGAAUUACGAAACGACAACCACAGGAAUUGAACUUAUUUUGGUUGCGAGAUCGAAUUGAGCUUUCCAAUAAGAGGAGGAGGAUUGACCGUACUACUCAGCCCAGUCAGUGGAUUGUUAAAUAGUUGGCUAAGACUAAGUUACGCAAAAAGUUGUAUUAAUUAAUUGCGCAAGAAAGAAGCAUGCAAAAGAAGAAAAAAAUCAAGUCUAAACAUCGAGAUAUCCCGAUUUGUUCCUCAGUUCUGGCGUUAAGAAUUGCUUAAUUGUGUACCGUGAAAUUCAUAGGCUUAAGCUAAACCAAAAUCAACCAAAUGACCAGCAUUUAGCGUUUAAUGCAAAUUGAUGUAGUUCUCCCGCUGUUAUGGAGCCAUGCGUGUACCAAGAAAAGUUUAGCCACAUAAGCGCCCCACCAUAUUUGAGGACAUUUUUUGAGUGCUCGAUUAAAACGAAAAAUUGUUGGGUUUCAUGGCAGAGAAGUUCGCACAAAGAAGUUUGUUAACUGUUGAACGAGAAAAAGUGAUGGAAACCAAAACAUAAAAAGUAACAACUAGAAGAAUGGUAUUUAUAUUGUGUCGAUUGUUAAGUUGUUUAUUUAAAGGAACCAGUAUUCGCAUGCAUUUUUAAAACGCAUACAAAAAAUAGUUGUUCAUGUUCUCAGAAACAAUAAGCAUUUAUAAAAUGGACUAUCUGUGAUUUCACCCGCACCCGUUACUAAAACCUGUAUUUUUUUCUGCUUAGGUUAACUUCUACUCUAGCUUUAAAUUUAUUUCUUCCACAAAUAAACAACACAAAACUAGCGUACGUAAAUAGUGUUCCAAUGAAACAGAUAAAUAAAAACCAAAAAUGACAAAGUCCCGUAGUGACACUAGCAGUAUUUAAAUUUCAUUUAAAAAAAUAGUAAAAUAGAAGACAAACUUAAACCACACUGUCAAGCGAAAAUAUUAAAACAG